AUGGUGAAUUACUCCAGGAUCGGGGUGCAGUCCCGGAAACUUGGAAUCACAGUUAAUGCGAACACGCGGAAAGAUGACACCGGAAUGGAUAGCAUUGACGAUUUUUUCAAUCAGGGACUUGACGAUGAUGAAGAAGAGGAAGACUCCACUGUGGUGAAGGAGGAAUACGAUGCUGAUUCCGAGGGCCAGCCGUAUGCGGAUGCCAGUGAAAUGCCGGAUAUUGGAGAUACGCCCGACGAAGAUUUUGUGAAUGCGACCGGAAUGUCACCAGUGAAACCGCGAAAGAAACGGUAUAGCAGAAGGCUGGAUUCGUCCCCUUUGGAAGGGGCCAGCCCUGCUUCCGUGAGAUCACCCCACGUUGGCAAGCGUACCCCUCUUGAAGAACCCGUUUCGGCAGAGACAUUGAUACAGAACUUGGAUCAGCUGAGUCCGGACUCGGAUAUAGAUGAUGGAGUCAAAAAGGGCAAAGCUGUGAAGAAAACUGGUAACCUUGCCAAGAAGGGUGGAUCUAUAACGAAACAGAUAGCGCUAACCAAGAGGAAGAGGAAAAUGGUAAUACCGCCAACGCAAGAAACUCCGAACUCAGAAGACGAACAGGAGCCUAUAUUUGAUGAUGAUGAGGGCCAGCCACAGAAAACCUCGAGGUCUGCCUCUGUAACUGAAGAGGGCUUGAGGAGAUCGAAAAGAACCAGGGUGAAGCCACUGGCCUACUGGAGAAACGAGAGGGUGAUCUAUGAACCUGUGCAAGAGGCUGGUGCGCAUUUGAGUGUGAUAAAGAGCGUGGCGAGAAACGAUAUGCAAGCUCCUAGUGUGACCGCCAGGAAAACGUCCAGGUCGUCCUCUGCUUCUACCACGCGAAAGAAGACACAGACAUCCGCACUGAACGUCUCGGAACUCGAGGGUGCAGAAUGGCUCAAAGAUGGCCAUUUAACUGCCGAGUUGUACGAUACCCCAAAUUCGAACCAUUUAACCAUGCGAAAGAUUGCAUUUAACUCCGGCAACCCAGAAAAAGAAACCGAGGUCAAAGGAGAUGGCGAAGAUUACAAAAUCUUCACUCUUUUCGACCAGGACUCGGAGUUUGCAGGCGGAGGAUUCAUAGAGAUACCCGUUGGCGGUUCCAAGGCUGAGAAACCAAACACAAACACAUAUUUUAUCUUCUAUGUCGCACAGGGAGUGCUGAGGGUGAGAGUUUCUGGAACAGAGUUUGUGGUGAGUGGAGGCUGUGCUUUUGAAAUUCCGAUGGGCAAUUUGUACGAGUUUAGCAACAUCGGGAACUCGACUGCAAAGUUGUUCUUUGUUCAGACGAGACUGGUGGUUGUCCAGAAAAGCGAUAGUUUCGAAUAUGACUCGUGA
This is a messenger RNA of Kuraishia capsulata CBS 1993, 1353 nucleotides long. RefSeq lists its product as uncharacterized. Gene Ontology annotation, cellular component: kinetochore. Gene Ontology annotation, molecular function: centromeric DNA binding. The transcript has a single exon. The coding region runs from base 1 to 1353 and encodes 450 amino acids. Gene Ontology annotation, biological process: kinetochore assembly; spindle attachment to meiosis I kinetochore; attachment of mitotic spindle microtubules to kinetochore. NCBI's taxonomy places the organism in Eukaryota, Fungi, Ascomycota, Pichiomycetes, Pichiales, Pichiaceae. The record is from RefSeq and is a predicted model, not a curated record.